This is a messenger RNA of Vanessa tameamea, 547 nucleotides long. RefSeq names its product protein spaetzle-like. Gene Ontology annotation, molecular function: growth factor activity; Toll binding. Gene Ontology annotation, cellular component: extracellular region. The transcript has 5 exons. The record is from RefSeq and is a predicted model, not a curated record. Bases 1 to 522 code for a protein of 173 amino acids. NCBI's taxonomy places the organism in Eukaryota, Metazoa, Arthropoda, Insecta, Lepidoptera, Nymphalidae. Gene Ontology annotation, biological process: central nervous system formation; innate immune response.
AUGAACAUUGGUUUCGAGGACCCAAAAUUAAGAAGGGCUGGGGAAAAUUUGGAAAUUCCCGAUGAUUGCAAGGGAAUUGGCAUCUGUGAAGACAUACCUAAUUACCCAGAAGAUAUAGUGAAGAGUUUAAUUGAAGACCUUGAAAAAAGUAACAUGAGCGUAUUCAACAAAGAUACUUUGUACGUACCAACGGGGUCUAGGAGAGUUGGAUCCGGAGAUGACAUGGAACUUUGCAAAUCAAAAGAACAGAUAUACGCUCCACGAGCCGCUCGGGCUACUGAUGGGCAAUGGUUGUUCAUUGUUAAUGAUAAGAAUCGUCCACGGCAAACGUUUCGAUUAGAAAUAUGCCAAACCGAUAGCUCGCCUUGCUCAUCAGCGGCAUAUAUUCAAAGUAGCUACCAAGCGCGAUGCGUCCAGAAGUAUAUUAUCCGAGAGAUGAUAGGCUUAGACAGAGAAAAUAAGAUCGUUAAGCAAGACAUCCAAGUGCCCAGUUGUUGUUCUUGCGUUAUGAAAAAUCUGUAAAGAAUAAAAUUAUUCCAUCGUAUUA